AUGAUUGUCUCCGGUGGUUUGGGUGAAAAAACCGUGCCAGCUAUUCAUGAUAUGUCCCAAUUAGAUUCCAUUUUUAUUUUCUGUUAUAAAGUAGCUUAUCAUGAACAAUGGUCGAAAGGAUAUCUGAAAGUAAAGGGUGUGUUUAAUAAAAUGGAUGCUUUGUGUCAAGCAGUACAACAAUCUGUAGAACAUCAUGAACCCAGUCCAGCUAGGACAACAACAGUUAUACCGAAGCCUUCACCUGUCGUACAUCGUUCACGCACACCAGAGCCACCACCAUCUCACUCAGCUCACCAUGAUAGAGUGCCUUCGGUCGAUGAUCACCGACGAUCAGCGAGUCAUCCACCAGAAAUAAAAGAUGAAGGGUUCGUAAGAAGAAAGGGAGACGGUGGUCAUGGUUCUUCUCUAGCUUCUUCUGUGAAACCAACAACGACAGGCACGCCAAAUUCGCAAGAAAAGUUACCGUCGGGCCUCGAACGGCUUGAAAAUAAUAUAAUUCAAACAGCUGAACGAAGAAUACGAGAGAGUUUUCUUGAAAAUAAUGAUAUUAGUCAACCCCCAUCGCCUAAUGCUGCUAUAAUAGAUCGAUUGCAAGAUACUCUAGUACAAACAAUCGAAAAACAUAUGCCUAAGAAAAACAAUGAAUCCAUUGAACUGAACAAAAUGUUCGCUGAACUAAAACAAGUAAUAAUUGAUUCAGUUGUGCAAGAACAGUCCGCAUUAUUACGAGAUGUCAUCAAACAAACAGUAUUAGAUGCUUUCAAGCAACAGCAGAACUCAAUAUUAGAGCAUCUUCCUCCUCCUUCUACUACUACUACUAGUACCACCGGAGUGACACAUCAUUCAAAACCUACCAUUAUGGCGACCAAUACUGAGGUUAAAAUUGCUGCCGAUCGUAAGAAGACACGUAUUGAUACUGAUUUUCGACAGCAACGUGAUGCUGUCGUUGCCAAUAAGCGAUUACGUGACGUUGUUCAACAAUGGUCAUCAAUCAAAUCAAUGGCUGAUCUUGCUGGCGAGAUAAAGAAAAAUGGGAAAAACAAUUUAGAAUGGGCAUGGUUGCUCUUCUGUUGGAUCGGUCAAAACAUUCAAUAUCAACCAUAUUGUAAUAACAAUGCUGCUGAGACUGUUUUUCGUACAAGACAAGGCGUCUGCCGAGGCUUCGUUAGUCUCUAUCAUGAAUGUUGCUCAUUGUUAGGCAUUGAAUGUUCAGAAAUAAGUGGCUAUUCUAAACAAGCUUUUCUUAAACCAGGUGAAGAGCUCAAACAAUCGCUUCACGCUUGGAAUAGCAUUAUAUUGGAUCAGCACGCUUAUCUAAUCGAUCCGACAUGGGGUGCAGGAGGCAGAGAUUAUGAUAAAAAACUUGAAGAUUUCUACUUUCUUACAUCACCUGAAGAGUUUAUCUAUACACACUAUGCCAAUGGAUAUCAAUUACUCGAUCCAGAAAUUAGCAAAGACGAAUUUCUUAGUUUGCCUGUAAUGAAAUCAACCUAUUAUAGACUUGGUUUGAUGUUGCAAUCACCAAAACAAGGUUUAAACGAGACAAAUCAAAAUUUAUUUAAAAUUGCAAUUCGAACACCGGCACAUGUUGAUCUGUUUGCUGAUUUGAAAGUCGGCGAUAUUGAAUAUCCGCGCAGUUUGCACACAUUAUGUCAACGAGAUAAACGCAAACCCGAUGUUUACAAUUGUUAUAUUGCACCACCUCUCAAUGGUCUUUAUGAAGUAACUAUCUUUGCAAAAACGAAAGAUGAAACUAUGUACGUAGAUGCGAUCAAUAUGCGCUUGCGUGUGUCGGAUAUAACUGACGCAUUCAUGUUUCCAAUUAUUUAUGGAACUUUUACAGAACAACGUUGCAUUUUGAUUGAACCUUUUCAACGUCUUGUCCAUAAAAAACAACGAGUAUUGAUUCAUAUGAUAAUACCAAAUGCUAAUGUAAUCAAAAUUCGAAACGGAGACGAAUAUAUGGUGCCUUACAAAGAUGAAUAUAAGAAUGGUGUAUUAAAAAAGGAAAUAGAGGUUCAAGGUGAUCUUCAAGUUUGCGGUCGAUGGGAUGAUAAGGCCGAUUCAAUUUCAAUCAUUUGCAUUUUUAACAUGAUUUGA
Molecule: messenger RNA, 2100 nt
Organism: Rotaria sordida
Lineage: Eukaryota; Metazoa; Rotifera; Eurotatoria; Philodinida; Philodinidae
Source: the annotation of a GenBank genome assembly